AUGUCGUUCCAAGCCACAGCCGCUCGCUCAUCUCGGAUCAAGAAGACAAGAAAACUAAGUGCCGCGGCCGCCAUGGGUCUACGGCGUGUCACGUCCUCGCCAUCGUCAGCCAGUCCCCGAAAAAAGUCUCUACAAUCCGCAAAACCCCCCGACUUUGACAAGGACGAGAAGCUGGAUGAUACGGGCGUAAUAGCCUCUCUCGCCGCCGACCUCAAUUUCCGUGAUGUGCCGCAGUACAUGGAAUACAUCCUUACCAUAGCGCAUAUCGAUGCUUUGAGUGUCUCGCCGACCAGGACGGAGCGCGAGAUCGUGGAGCUCGCGCAGGCAGGCAUUUUGCGCAGAGUGACGAUACCGCACCGAGGCGUUGGCGCCGCCGCCGUUGGCGACGUACCCAACACCGCCUUCACACCUCCAGAGAUCUCCGCACUCACAGCCGCCGGAUUCCUAACCACAACAACAGCCCUGGACACGCGUUCCUCACUCUUCGCCGCUCCAGGCGCCGGAAGUCUUUCAUCUCUCUCAACCGCUGGAUCGCGCCACGCAGCAGGCUCCCUAGGCGCCGUCGGCGGCGCCUCAGCCUCGCACCACAUUCCCGGCGGCCUACCAGGCCAACGAACAACCGCAGCUGCUGCUUACUACAACUUCUCACUACCAAAUACCGGGUCGCACAUCAAGCUCCUCAUCGAAGCCCGCACGCAUCUCAUCGGCUUGCUCAAGAAAUCAAUGUACAAGGAAGCGCCCCUUGAUGUCCUGCGCGAGCGGUGGGACGGCGGCGUCGUGGGGAAGGACGACGUCGCCGAGAGGAAGAAGGCUAGAGGCGAGUUUGCGGGGAUUCUUCCUGGGCGGACGAAGAAGUGGAAACAGUUCCAUGGCCUGCGGUUCGAGUGGAUUUUGGAGGAGUGCGUGGGUGCGGGGUUGGUGGAGCUUUUCGAGACGGGUAGUGUGGGUACGGCAGUGAGGGCGGCUUGA
Messenger RNA from Trematosphaeria pertusa, 969 nucleotides. RefSeq lists its product as uncharacterized. NCBI's taxonomy places the organism in Eukaryota, Fungi, Ascomycota, Dothideomycetes, Pleosporales, Trematosphaeriaceae. The record is from RefSeq and is a predicted model, not a curated record. Gene Ontology annotation, biological process: protein phosphorylation; positive regulation of Ras protein signal transduction. The transcript is spliced from 3 exons. The coding region runs from base 1 to 969 and encodes 322 amino acids. Gene Ontology annotation, molecular function: protein serine/threonine kinase activity.